AGGACAUCUCAUCACGCUAGCAGCUGAAGCGGUGAGGUGAAGGAGCACAAGUCUGCUUCACAGACAGUCAGUCACUGAAGUGAAGCAGUGGCGCGCGGUCACCUCGCUCUCCGUGCGCGCAGAGGCAGCAGCAGCACGUCCACGGAAGCGCACAGGACACACGCGUAACUGAUGGAGCAGAUAGACGACGGAGUGCUCAGCAGCUGCAGCGGAAUAAAGAGCGAGUGCGAGACCACCAUGCGCCUGGAGGAACCGCGCGCUCUGCCAUGCUGAGCAUCUCCCUCGCGCUCCUGCUGGCUCUGACCGCUCCCGCCCUCUGCUCCCACAGCUGGAGCGACGAGGACCUCCUGCUGCCACCCAUCAACUCCUCCGGGAGACUCCUGGCCAGCCUGGAGGUGGAUGUGGGCUACUCGAAGAGGUCCGUGGAGGAGCCCGAAGCCUCCUCGCAGUGCAACGUGAGCGUGGAGAGGCUCCCCACCAAACUCGUGGCGCGCUGGGACAGCAACUUCGGCUUCCAGUGCGACGUGCUCAUGUACACCACCAACAGCCACGGCAAGGCGUUCUUCUCCGCCGCCUUCAACCGGGCGAUCUCGCCGGUCUACAUCGAGCACCUGGGCGUCACGGGCGGCCAGCAGGAGUUCAGGCUGUGCGUGGGAUGCGGUCUGUCCCGGUACCGGAGAUUCAGACGGGGCAGGUCAGAGGGUCAGCAGACGGGCGACUCGGUGCACUUCUGCUGCGUGGAUUUCGCUCUGGACGAGCUGAAGGGGGACCGGAGCUGGAGGCUCAACCGCAAGCCCAUCGAAUCCACUCUGGUGGCGUGCUUCAUGACUUUAGUCAUCAUAAUAUGGAGCGUCGCUGCCCUCAUAUGGCCAGUUCCCAUUAUCGCGGGAUUUCUGCCCAAUGGAAUGGAGCAGAGACGGCAGAGGUAAUAGAACAGGACAGGACAGAAUACAAGUGAGCAUCUAUAGCCUAAUAAAGGAAUCCUAAACUAGCUGAGCUGCCAAACAUCAUACGCUUAUACGCUUAGUGAACUCUUCUCGUGUUUGAAAGUGCUAUUAUAGCUACAUCUCCUGAUGGAUUGAGGUAUUUUAUUAGAUUCCAUUUGUUUUUAUAAAUUGAUUUUAAUAGAAAUGCAUUCUAUGUGAUAUCCAGAUGUCAUUUCAAAUGUUUGUAAUGUUUUUAUCUUACGAUUUCUAGUGUUUAUUUAAAAAAUAUGGAGUAUGUCUCAGGACAAAAAGCUCUUUUGUAAUGUGGGUAAAGACAUUUUGAGAUUAGCUGGUUGUACACCAAUACCAGAACACGGAGAAACCUUCCAGUGUCUUUCGAGAGACUUCUUGUGUUUCUGUUUGUUUGUAAAGAUGAAAGAGAUCCGCACUCGUCCAAAUACAGCUCAAAAGGCUUAUUUCAUUUAUUGCUGGUCACAAAAACAUAUGCAAAGAAGUGCAAAAGUGCAAGUGCAGAACCUCGGUGCCAUGUGCCAAGCAACACAUGCAUCUCAAAUCUAUAACAAAAUACAGCAAAUACAUUUACAAGUCAUCCCAAAUGAUCCAUAUACAACUAUAUCAACAAAAUAUACAUAUAUACCAAUAAAGGAUCUCAUGCCUCCAACACUACUUCUUUUUUUGGAUCUACGCACCUUAUGUUUUUUUGCUAUACUGGAUUUUAAUGGACGAGUGUUUGGCACUACAACAUUUUUUGUGGAUUGUAUUUGUUUGUAUAAAUAAUAAAACGUGAUUAGACAUUUCAUUAAUGUGGAAAACUCUCAAUAGCUUGAGAGACAACGUGACAGGCAAUCCAUUUGUAAAUAAAAAAACGAAUUUGUAUAAGGUUUAUACUUUAUAGACUGUCAUAAUUGUUAUUUGUAGUAGGCCUAUUAAUAAAUGCAUCAAAUAUUC
Cyprinus carpio (common carp) is the source of this 1895-nucleotide messenger RNA. Its product is annotated as transmembrane protein 158. The record is from RefSeq and is a predicted model, not a curated record. NCBI's taxonomy places the organism in Eukaryota, Metazoa, Chordata, Actinopteri, Cypriniformes, Cyprinidae.